UGUACUGCCAGUGCGUACUGCAAUUGAGUCACUUAGGCUAAUGGCAGGUCUGCCAUCUCCUUUAUGCGACACUUCUGUCGUCGGUCGGUAUUUUGCGCAGAGGUUGGUAACCGCUGAUCAGCACUUCAGGUCAUUGUUGUACAGUAAUACAACUCGAUCUGAGCCGAACAGCAUCCAUACUUAUGCCGCAUAGGUAAACCCCACUUCGGCUCAUUCAAAAAUUCUCCUUGGCAACUUACAACGUAUGGCCACGAGGACUCAUGCAACUUCCAAGUUGCACUUGCAACCGAGCUCGGACGAGGCAAUUCUUGCCAGGUUAGGAUACAAGCAGGAGUUUCGCAGGGCAUUUACUCCACUAGAGGUGUUUGGAGUUGCAUUCAGCUAUAUAGGACUGCUCCCAUCUAUAGCUUCUGUGCUCUUUUAUACCGUCCCAAAUGGUGGGCCUCUCGCGAUGGUCUGGGGUUGGGCGAUUGCCAGCGUUUUUAUCAUGUGCAUUGGGUUGGCGAUAGCAGAGCUCGCAUCGGCAGCGCCUACUUCCGGCGGUCUAUAUUAUUGGACUUUCUCACUUGCUUCUCCACGGUGUCGCAAUUUUCUGGCAUGGAUGGUUGGCUAUUCGAAUACCAUACAGUCUAUCACGGUAGUUGCUUCUGUAGACUGGGCUUGCGCAAUUCAAAUUAUGGCAGCACUCAGUAUCGCCUCCGACCAGGCGUAUACGACCACCAACGAACAGCUCUACGGUGUGUACGCAGCUUUGGUGUUGUCACAUGCCGUCCUGGUUAGCCUUGGUACCAAAUUCUUGGCAAGACUGCAGAGACUAUACAUCUUCCUGAAUGUAUGCCUCUGCUUCAUAGUCAUCAUUGCGCUUCCGAUCGUAACACCAUCGAAAUACCGAAACAGUGCGAGUUUUGUGCUAGGGGACUUCACGAACUUGGACGGCUGGCCAUCUGUUUUCGCAUUCAUUUUGAGCUUAAUGGCUCCCCUUUAUACAAUAGGGGGUUAUGAUUCUAGUGUGCAUAUGAGCGAGGAGGCCUCAAAUGCCGCCACUGCGAUACCAUGGGCAAUUAUCAGUUCCAUUGCCAUGUCGGCCAUUCUGGGUUGGGGAAUCAACAUUUCCCUUGCCUUUUGCAUGGGCGCCGAUCUCAGCAGCAUCUUGAAUAGUCCCAUAGGCCAGCCCAUGGCGCAGAUCUUGUACAAUUCGCUCGGCCAGAGGGGGGCCCUGGCUCUCUGGUGUCUCGUUAUUCUAGCGCAGUACAUGAUGGGAUCGAGCUGUCUCCUAGUCGGCUCUCGCCAGACCUUUGCGUUUGCUCGUGAUGGAGCCCUCCCAUUCUCACAAUACUUGUACCGCAUCAAUAGCUAUACAGGAACACCGGUCAAUACAGUCUGGUUUGACGCCGUCCUUGUUCUGGCAAUCGGAUUGCUGGCGUUCGUGAGCACUCAGGCUAUUGAUGCGGUAUUCACUAUCGCUGUCACCGCAUCAUACGUUUCCUACAUCACGCCGAUCGCGACCCGCUUCGUUUUCAAGAACAAUUUUAAACCCGGCCCAUUUAAUCUUGGGAGACUGAGCUUUCCCGUCGCUGCCAUUGCUGUAUCUUGGAUGGUCCUCAUGAUCAUCGUUUUCUUCUUCCCUUCCACUCCGCAAACGAAUGCGCAGGAGAUGAACUAUACAGUCGUGGUCCUUGGAGGGUAUAUGUCGCUUGCCGUUUUCUGGUAUUACUGCCCGGUAUUUGGAGGUGUGCACUGGUUCAACGGACCUGUAUCCAACCUCGCACCCGCCAUCAAAAGUGGAUAUACAAAUGAGGGUUUGAUAUUGGAGAGGAAGGAAAAUCGUGAUACAGAACUCUCUGUGUCAGUAGCGGAUGAAUGAGUCAUUCGUGCGUCGUGAAGCGCUAGUAUAGUACAACAGUUAUAUUUCAACGGACGAUAGGCAGUCAAUUUCAAAUGAAUGGCCAUCCAGACCUAUUGCACAUCCGAGGUUCGUGCAAUCUUCUCU
Suillus clintonianus is the source of this 1990-nucleotide messenger RNA. Its product is annotated as amino acid/polyamine transporter I. The record is from RefSeq and is a predicted model, not a curated record. Gene Ontology annotation, biological process: amino acid transport; transmembrane transport. Lineage: Eukaryota; Fungi; Basidiomycota; Agaricomycetes; Boletales; Suillaceae. The coding region runs from base 245 to 1864 and encodes 539 amino acids. Gene Ontology annotation, cellular component: membrane. Gene Ontology annotation, molecular function: transmembrane transporter activity. The transcript is spliced from 16 exons.